Micropterus dolomieu (smallmouth bass) is the source of this 976-nucleotide messenger RNA. RefSeq lists its product as uncharacterized. The record is from RefSeq and is a predicted model, not a curated record. Bases 293 to 976 code for a protein of 227 amino acids. The transcript is spliced from 2 exons. NCBI's taxonomy places the organism in Eukaryota, Metazoa, Chordata, Actinopteri, Centrarchiformes, Centrarchidae.
UUUAGGCUCUGCACUGCGUGGAAAAACUGACAUACAGGUUUACACUGAUGUCAGCAACGCAAGGAAACCCCUCGGGCAUAGAUUCUCCACCACCAUGAGUCAGAUGAAGUCUGGCUUUCCUCCAGAUGAAACAUGAUCACAUUUCCAGACUGAUCCAGUUGAGGUGAAGCAACCGGCAUUGAUUAAGAGAAGACAGAAGGGACUCCUCGCACACUCUCAUUCAGCCUCUUUGAGAAGAAGGGAUGGCAUGGGGGGGGGAAGCUAUCAGAGCAAAUCCAGGUGAACCAGAACAAUGACUUUCAGUCUCAACUUCCUGCCAAUACACAGUGCAGGCCUCGCAUUGCUGGUGGCCUGUAUGUUCAGCCUGCGGGCGUUGUUGCUGCUUCGCUCCCCUCGCAUCUCAACCAAGCCCUCCACUGUGCUCCUGCGCCAGCUGGCUCUUACAGACAGUCUUGUGCUGCUGCACUGGAUGCUUCAUCUGGGAGUGAUACUGGCCUGGUGGAUGGAGGAGGCGGGCUGUGAGAUUACGAUGGGCCUCAUGAAGCAGGAGGAAUCAAUUUGGUGGAGGGAGGCUGUGAGCUUGCUCUGUCAGCAGCUGCUUGAUGCUCACCACCUGGCCUCACUGCUCCUGCUAGGGCUGUUGGGACUGGAGGCCACGCUGGUGUCACGCUGGCCUCAGCAGACCCGGAGAUUCAGGACUUCUCGCUGGGCGCACCUCAGCUGCAGCCUGGUCCGGAUACUUGUGCUGCUAGAACUGUUGUUCUCGCUCCACUUAAAACUUGUGCAGUACACCCAAUCUCAGCCUUUCCUCCCAACACUACAAAACUCUCAAACUCCCUCUCUGGGCCCAGUGCCUGUUCCCUCCCCUCCACCUUUCUCCUCUUGCCUGAGGAGGACAUUAUGGCUGGUGAAUCUAUGGUUGCAUUAUGCUGUUCUCCAUAGCAAACAUCAGAGGAGAAAGAGCUUCUUUCAUUAA